AGAGUGACUAUGAAGGCCCUCUCUGCCGUCACCAUCGCCAUUGCACUGGCGCUUGUCGCCCAGUGCAGCUUCGCCGAACAACCGGUCGAGCCCGUCGAAAACGUCAACCAACUUCGCGAACUCUACGCCCAACCCUGGCUGCCUCGACCAUGGCCCUACCCUUGGCCCCAUCCAUUUCCUCGGCCAUGGCCUCAGCCAUGGUAUCUGCCUCAGCCAAUGGUUUCGGCGCUGAAAGACCUGCCAGAAGCGGAGAUUUCUGCCGAGCAGCAACCCAAGACGAGGAAGCGCCGAGCUGCCCUACCAUGGCCCGUGAGGCCUUGGCCUCAGCCGUGGCCUCAGCCGUGGCCUCAGCCGUGGCCCCAGCCCUGGCCACAGCCCUGGCCCCAGCCUUGGCCUCAUCCGCUGCCUAUCCCAGCGCCCAACCCCUGGCCCAUUCACUAUCCCAGACGACAGGGUUAAUGAGCUCGAAUAGCGGAUGCUCCCUCACAUUAA
Molecule: messenger RNA, 492 nt
Organism: Dermacentor silvarum
Lineage: Eukaryota; Metazoa; Arthropoda; Arachnida; Ixodida; Ixodidae
Product: protein TsetseEP-like
Exons: 3
Coding region: 10-459 (149 amino acids)
Source: RefSeq, a predicted model, not a curated record